AUGCCUCGCGGUAGGCGGAAAAGGACGCUGCUGAAUCCACUGAAAUCUCAGCUGCUGUUUGUAGAACAACCCAGAAGUGGAUCCAGACACGAUUAUGGACUACAGUUACGAAGCGCAAUUAAUCCAAGGUCCUUUGCAUCAGAGCAAUCACGACAAGGCGUCGCAGUUCAUUCUUGGGUGUCUCCUCAGUUUACCUCACUGGAAGAUACAGCAGUCAGAUGUGGUGGGCAAAGUAAGAAGAAGAAUCAGCUCCCCACAAGCACCUUAAACAGAAUAUCGCUUUCAACUCAAGUUAGAAGAUCAGCUGUCUGUAAAUACCCUAGUUUGUUAUUUGAUACAAGUAACUCAGUUCCACUGAGAUGUCGCCGAGGUCUCGGUAAAAAGAGCGCUGUGUCACAUGUUGGGGAUUCUCCAGAAAUGAGACCUCCUCAAGGUCACAGUGACGGAACCAUUUCUCCAGUCAGCCGUGAUGAUACGCCAAGGCCGACUUCUCUAAGCACAUGGAGGCAUAACGCGAGUACUUCAGGAGCUACAGUAACCCCCAAACACAUUGGUUUUGCGGCUGGGAAACUGUCAACACCAGGCUCUGUUACAGCACGUACAUCCACGCCUGACACUAGAAGCGCUCUCACUCCUCCUCACAUAGAGACCCCAGAAAUGCGACGCUGUGAACACCCUGCUUCGUCUUCCAUUCUCAGCCUCCUCUUUUCCCCAAAUCAACCAAGAACUCCACCGAGAAAUGAAAACGUGUUAGUGAGAGACACACCAGAGAGUGACUAUGGGCUGAAAGUGACUUGGAGAAGGAGGAAAAAACUGAUGAGAUUACUUACAGAGCGAGGUCACCUCCUUGACACUGACGCCAUGAUCAGCAAUCAAUGGCCAGAAGUUGUGUGAAUGGAAAAAAUAUCUAUUUUUUCAUUCUUUUUAACAUCUGUUUUGACAUUUGAUGGACCACAUACAUGAAUGUACAUAAAAAAGAGAGAGAGAAUGAUUGUUUAUUUCAUGGGUGUCAAAGUUUGAAAAUAGCUUCUUGGAUUAAAUAUGAGUUGUUGUUUUUUUUUAUCAGUACUGUACUCUUAUCAUCAAAUGCAUUAAUGUUGCUUAAAUGGAUUUGGUACAAAUUUACAAAUUGAAAUAUUAUCAUGUUUCACCUCCUACAGCCUCAGCAGCACGUUGCUUACACAGCUGAUGAAAGAUUGUGUCCAGAAUGUCCUGUUUCCCUGGGAACUUUGUGUACUACACUUAAUUUGUAUUACAGCAUCUAUUAAGUACUUACUGUUCUUACUUGCUGAAUGUUUCUUCAGCAAGGUUGAUUUCAGUCAUGAAGGAUUCAAACAUGGGUCAGUUCAGCUGUUUAAUAAAUAGUGCAACAGAGGUGAAUGCUCUAGAAAGGAGAAUGUUCCCACUAGAGAACGCUGCCACUAAAACGUAUAAUGUAUGAUUACUGUGUGCUCCAUUCGGUUUUUUCUUUUUGUUUUUGUUUUUCUUAAAAAGUGAGAUUUUUAGAUGAAAUAUGCUCAGAUCUUGUUUGUUAAAUAGUAAAGUCUGUGUAACAGUU
Messenger RNA from Pangasianodon hypophthalmus (striped catfish), 1558 nucleotides. It is a transcript of the gene rhno1, whose product is annotated as RAD9-HUS1-RAD1 interacting nuclear orphan 1. Gene Ontology annotation, biological process: DNA damage checkpoint signaling; recombinational repair; cellular response to ionizing radiation. The record is from RefSeq and is a predicted model, not a curated record. NCBI's taxonomy places the organism in Eukaryota, Metazoa, Chordata, Actinopteri, Siluriformes, Pangasiidae. Gene Ontology annotation, cellular component: nucleus; chromosome. Bases 1 to 894 code for a protein of 297 amino acids. The transcript has 2 exons.